GUGCUCGCCUGGUGACUGCGGGUGUAGGGGACUGGGCUUAACGGUCCCGCGGCGUGUCCCCUCUCCCUUGCCCGGCCAAUGCUCCCGUACAGCUCAGUUGCGGAAUUGUCCUCCCGCUCCCGUGGGGUUCAGGCCCGUUUGUGGGGGGCGGCUGCCGCUUGUCCCGCCGCCAGAGACCGCAGUCGUGGAGGCCGCUGGAGAGGCCCAGGGGGGCGGCAGGAGGGCAGCGACCCCCCGACUCCUGGCAGAGAGAGCCGGCGGUCACCAUGGCGAUGCGGGAGCUGGUGGAGGCGGAAUGCGGGGGUGCCAACCCGCUCAUGAAGCUGGCCGGGCACUUCACCCAGGACAAGGCCUUUCGGCAGGAGGGUUUGAGGCCUGGCCCCUGGCCCCCAGGAGCCCCAGCCUCGGAGGCGGUCUCUAAGCCUUUGGGGGUAGCCUCUGAAGAUGAGUUGGUGGCCGAAUUCCUCCAGGACCAGAAUGCGCCACUUGUAUCCCGUGCCCCUCAGACCUUCAAGAUGGAUGACCUCCUGGCAGAGAUGCAGGAGAUUGAACAGUCAAACUUCCGCCAGGCACCCCAGAGAGCCCCUGGUGUGGCCGACUUGGCCCUGUCGGAGAACUGGGCCCAGGAGUUCCUUGCAGCUGGAGACGCUGUGGAUGUAACUCAGGAUUACAAUGAGACUGACUGGUCCCAAGAGUUCAUCUCGGAAGUUACGGACCCUUUGUCUGUGUCUCCGGCCCGCUGGGCUGAGGAAUACCUGGAGCAGUCAGAGGAGAAGCUGUGGCUGGGAGAACCAGAGGGGACGGCCGCCACUGCUCGCUGGUAUGAUGAAUACCAGCCUGAGGAGGACCUGCAGCACACGGCCAGCGACUUUGUGGCCAAGGUGGAUGACCCAAAGCUGGCUAACUCUGAGUUCCUGAAAUUCGUGCGGCAGAUUGGCGAGGGGCAGGUGUCCCUGGAGUCCGGCGCAGGGUCGGGCCGAGCUCAGGCAGAGCAGUGGGCAGCAGAGUUUAUUCAGCAGCAGGGUACUUCAGAGGCCUGGGUUGACCAGUUCACAAGACCAGUAAACACAUCUGCUCUUGAUAUGGAGUUUGAACGAGCCAAGUCAGCUAUAGAGUCUGAGGUCGAUUUCUGGGACAAGUUGCAGGCGGAGUUGGAGGAGAUGGCCAAACGGGAUGCUGAGGCCCACCCCUGGCUUUCUGACUAUGACGACCUCACAGCUGCUUCCUACGAUAAGGGGUACCACUUUGAGGAGGAGAACCCCCUGCGUGACCACCCCCAGCCUUUUGAGGAAGGGCUGCGGCGACUUGAGGAGGGGGACCUGCCGAACGCUGUCCUGCUCUUCGAGGCGGCUGUGCAGCAGGACCCCAAGCACAUGGAAGCCUGGCAGUACCUGGGGACCACCCAGGCGGAGAAUGAGCAAGAACUCUUAGCCAUCAGCGCCCUGCGGAGGUGCCUAGAGCUAAAGCCAGACAACCGGACGGCACUGAUGGCGCUGGCUGUAAGCUUCACCAACGAGUCCCUGCAGCGGCAGGCCUGCGAGACCCUGCGAGACUGGCUGCGCUACACACCAGCCUAUGCCCACCUGGUGGCAGCCGGGGAAGAAGGGGCCAGCGGGGCAGGACUGGGCCCCAGCAAGCGCAUCCUGGGCUCUCUGUUGUCCGAUUCCCUGUUUCUCGAAGUGAAAGAGCUCUUCCUGGCAGCUGUGCGCCUGGACCCGACAUCCAUUGACCCUGAUGUGCAGUGUGGCUUGGGAGUCCUCUUCAACCUGAGUGGGGAGUAUGACAAGGCGGUGGACUGUUUCACAGCCGCCCUCAGCGUUCGUCCCAAUGACUAUUUGCUGUGGAAUAAGCUAGGGGCCACCCUGGCCAAUGGAAACCAGAGUGAAGAAGCAGUAGCUGCAUACCGUCGGGCCCUCGAGCUCCAGCCUGGCUAUAUACGGUCCCGCUACAACCUGGGCAUCAGCUGCAUCAACCUUGGGGCCCACCGUGAGGCGGUGGAACACUUUUUGGAGGCCCUGAACAUGCAGAGGAAAAGCCGGGGCCCUCGGGGCGAAGGGGGUGCCAUGUCGGAGAACAUCUGGAGCACCCUGCGUUUAGCCUUGUCUAUGUUAGGCCAGAGCAACGCCUACGGGGCGGCUGAUGCCCGGGAUCUGUCCACCCUCCUAGCAAUGUUCGGCCUGCCCCAAUGACAGUGGGAUGGGCUGCCCUGCGAGUGUUUGCCUGGAGGGGUGCCUGCUCUGGAUGUGAUCCCCUCUCCCCAAACGGGCCUACCAAGGGGGUGGGCUGAUGGCCACAAGCGGUACUGCCUCUCAGGAGCUGCCUCAGUGUAGGGGUGGGUAGUCUGGGUUCUAGUUCCUGCAUAAUUGUAGGAAGAUGAGCUGUGUUGUCGGAGUCCCUUGGUAAUUCAAGGGCUGUCCGUGCAGCUCCAGAUCUCUCUGCUCAUCACGCCCUUUCUUGGUGCUGCUUUUUGGGAAGGACCCAAAGAUACAGGUUGUCAUCUGCUGCCAUUUCUGAUUGGGUCUACCACAUUUGUAGCGUCUGUCCUCCCCCUCCUUUCUCCUUUUACUGGGACUUGAUGAUAGUCCAGCCUCCUCGCGCAGUGGUGUGUGGCAGGUUCUGUCAAGCGCCUCUGAUGACUGUAGGGUGGGACGUGUUAGGAGUUGGCCUGUGUGAUUUGAAUGUUGAUUUGGCUCAGCAGAGCUGAGGUUUUAGGGGUGCUCGUAGUUCUGUCAUUCUUGGACCUCUCCUGGCUAUAGCUCAGAGUCCCUGGAUAAUGCUGUGCGCAGUAAUGGGCGUCAUUACCAUAGGGGUCCUCAGGGGCUGCCGGGGUUAAGUUGCUACAGAGUGUUUGGGUGUGGGGAGAGGAAACCUCAUUGUGGAAUGAGCCUCGAAGGGACCACGUAGGCUCAGGUCAAGGGCUCUGGCUUGGGGGCCUGUGGAGGGAGGACAGAGCAGGUGGGACGAGGAAUGUCCUGAGUGCAGCCAUCCCCCUCCUCUUAGAAAGACCUGCGAGUAGGAAUUGAGCUAGCUCUUCUGGAAAGUUGGUUCAGAAAUUGCAGUCUUGCCAAAUUCCUGGCAGAGAGAGGGUUCAGUGUUACCUUGAGCCUUUGCUGUCCUUGAAAUGUUUGUAGCGGGGAGGGUCGGAAAAUCCCCUUCCCCCAUAUCACCUCCACAAGGCGAAGGCUGAGAGGAAGUGAGUGAGCAGCUUGGGUUCUGCCGGGGAGAUGCCCCGAGCCCAGAAACGACUGAAGCGGCCGGGAAGCCUCUUGCCUUGUCUUAGGUAGCUAAUGGUCAGAUUUUUUUUAAAACUACCGUGGUCCCAAGUUUCCAUCCUAAAAUUUAUUUUUCUUUGUAUGAAUAUGUGUAAAUGAUUUAAAAAAUUGUAAAAUAUUUGUAUGAGGAAUAAAUGGAACAGACAUGG
Molecule: messenger RNA, 3421 nt
Organism: Globicephala melas (long-finned pilot whale)
Lineage: Eukaryota; Metazoa; Chordata; Mammalia; Artiodactyla; Delphinidae
Gene: PEX5
Product: peroxisomal biogenesis factor 5
Biological process (GO): protein import into peroxisome matrix, docking
Cellular component (GO): cytosol; peroxisomal membrane
Molecular function (GO): protein binding
Source: RefSeq, a predicted model, not a curated record